Acanthopagrus latus (yellowfin seabream) is the source of this 1793-nucleotide messenger RNA. Its product is annotated as 4-galactosyl-N-acetylglucosaminide 3-alpha-L-fucosyltransferase 9-like. Gene Ontology annotation, cellular component: membrane. The transcript is spliced from 2 exons. Gene Ontology annotation, molecular function: alpha-(1->3)-fucosyltransferase activity. Lineage: Eukaryota; Metazoa; Chordata; Actinopteri; Spariformes; Sparidae. The coding region runs from base 191 to 1288 and encodes 365 amino acids. The record is from RefSeq and is a predicted model, not a curated record.
AGUGCUCAUAUCGUGUCUGACCGCCAUCAUCACAAGACAGAGGUGUAGAGACUGCAGUGUGAAACCACCAGCUCAGCAGCAUAAACAGGUAGAACUGGUUUUUAACAUUCAGCCAUGCCCAGGUAGUCUAUUCAGGUCUACCUGUCACACUUCACCUGACCUCAACCACCAAGAGACACAUCCAGCCCUCAUGCUAUACUCAGAGAAGAUGACUCCACCAGCUUCCAAGAAAACACUGUUCGUUGCAACAAUAUCUGCUCUUGGCCUGAUCUGCUGUGUUGUUACAUUCUUCAUGUAUUACAAGUCUCCAUCUUCUGUCUGCCCAUAUGCAUCUCCAUCAGCUGAAGAUGUGGGUCCAAAUGAAAAGCCCAUAGUCCUAGUGUGGUUCUGGCCUCUUGGUGUGAAGUUUGAUUUCAAAGAUUGCUCUAAAUACUUCAACAUUGACAGCUGUGUUCUAACCGAUGACAGAUCCCUCUACAGCAAAUCAAAGGGAGUCCUUUUCUUCCACAGAAACAUUGACGGAUAUUUGUUAAACAUGCCACAGGAGCCACGUCCAACUUUUCAAAAGUGGAUUUGGUACCAUCUGGAAUCCCCAACGAACACGUGGAAGAUACCAGGUCUGGAAAACCUGUUCAACCUCACACUUUCCUACAGAAGAGAUGCUGACAUCACAGUGAGGUUUGAUGUCACUAUCAGAGAAACAGACAUGACAGAUAACUUUACUCUGCCCAAGAAAGACAAACUGGUGUGUUGGAUUGUUAGCAACCACGACCCAAACACUGGAACAGGUACAAGAGAACAAUAUUAUCAUGAACUGUCCAAGCACAUUAAGAUCGACCUCUUUGGUGCAGCUUAUGCAGGGCGUUGGUUGAGCCUUGAAGAGUACUACCUAACUGUGGCUAGCUGUAAGUUUUACCUCUCAUUUGAGAACUCGCUCCACCGAGACUACUUCACUGAGAAGGUUAAUGGACCGCUUGUGUCAGGGACGGUCCCUGUAGUUUUGGGUCCUCCCAGAGAAAACUAUGAGCAGUUAGUUCCUUCUGACGCCUUCAUUCACAUAAAUGAUUUCCCUGAUGCAAAGUCACUGGCUGAGUAUCUGCUCUUCUUGGACAAGAACGAUACAGAGUACAUGCGUUACUUUGAGUGGAGGAAGUUCUACUCAGUCACUCCUCAUCUGCUGGGAAUGGCAAAUGAAUUCACUCAGCCCAUCUGUCUCGCCUGUGACUACAUGUCAAGAGACGAAGGCUACAGUGUUGUUCAUGACCUUUAUGGGUGGUACUUUUCAUGAAAAUGGCAAUAGGAAAAUAUAUUGAUGGUUGCCCAAACAUGCACAUUAAUACAUAGAUGAGCAGCUUGGGAAGCCCCUACAAAAAUAGUUUAAAUCUAUUGGAUGUGCUAUCAGGCCAUUUUGCCACACCCAACCCAAAGUUAAAAUCAGUUUGAUAUUUUCCCCAAAAAUCAAAGUGACAUUCGGCCCAUUUACCAUUGAGUUUGUGAACAAUAAAUUGUGGUGACAUCAGCCGAUUGCCAAAGGAAAACUAAGUUCACUGUUGUCUCUUGUAUUGUGUUUUGUAUUGUGCAUUGCUCAGCUUAUCCAGUUGGACCGGUGAGGUGAUAAAGAUGCUUUGAUUCAUCUGCUGUAUCUGUUUAUUCAUUCAUUUGUUAUUAACUUGAUAAAACCAUAAUAACCACAUAUAUAUUGCACAACUUCCUUUGUACUUUGUACCGUAUUUAUGUUGUGUGAAUAAUCGGAUGCUUCUAAAAUUUCGUUGUACACUUAUGCGAUGACAAUA